AUGCCCAUCAAAUCGCCUCAAGCGCCGGUCGACGUCCCUCUCAUCGACCUCUGGACGUACUACCUGGAACAGCCCAAAAACUAUCCUGCCGACAAACCCAUCUUCGUCGACUGCGACACAGGCAGAUCCCACUCCCUGGCCCAAAUCAAACACCUCGCCCUCACCCUCGGCCAGGGCCUCAUCCACCGCCUGCAAUGGCGCAAAGGCGACGUCAUGGCCCUCUUCACGCCCAACAACAUCGACGUCCCCGUCCUCAACUUCGCCAUCCAGUGGGCCGGCGGCAUCUCCUGCCCCGCGAACCCGACGUACUCGGCCGAGGAGCUCGCCCAGCAGCUCGCCGACUCGGGCGCAAGGGCUCUCCUGACGCAGAAGCCGCUGCUGGAAACGGCGAGGAAGGCGGCCGCGCUGGCGGGCUUACCGGCGGAGAGCAUCUUGCUGCUCGGGGAUGGAAGGGAUGAGACGGGCGUGCAUAGGCAUUGGACGGAGGUUACGGCCGAGGGGGCGGGCGUCGUGCCGCAGAAGCCUGCUAUUGAUCCUAAGAAGGACCUGGCGUAUCUUGUGUACAGCUCGGGAACAACGGGCAUGCCCAAGGGCGUGAUGCUCAGCCACUACAACAUUGUCGCCCAGGCUCGCCAGGGAGAACAAGCGGACAUUAGAAUUGUCUCAUGGGAUUACGACGCCCAGCUAGGCGUCCUACCAUUCUUCCACAUCUAUG
Molecule: messenger RNA, 715 nt
Organism: Trichoderma citrinoviride
Lineage: Eukaryota; Fungi; Ascomycota; Sordariomycetes; Hypocreales; Hypocreaceae
Product: acetyl-CoA synthetase-like protein
Exons: 3
Biological process (GO): secondary metabolic process
Molecular function (GO): CoA-ligase activity
Source: RefSeq, a predicted model, not a curated record